Messenger RNA from Astyanax mexicanus (Mexican tetra), 3715 nucleotides. Its product is annotated as myelin regulatory factor like. The coding region runs from base 491 to 3346 and encodes 951 amino acids. Gene Ontology annotation, molecular function: DNA-binding transcription factor activity; sequence-specific DNA binding. Gene Ontology annotation, cellular component: endoplasmic reticulum membrane; nucleus. The record is from RefSeq and is a predicted model, not a curated record. The transcript is spliced from 26 exons. Lineage: Eukaryota; Metazoa; Chordata; Actinopteri; Characiformes; Acestrorhamphidae. Gene Ontology annotation, biological process: positive regulation of DNA-templated transcription; protein autoprocessing.
GAGACUGUCUCUAGCAGAGAUCAUUUCUCUGUUUGCUUUUACUCACUAGCAACACUUCCCUCUGUGUUGCUUACAGCACAGCAGCCUGUACACACAUCCACAAGACCAUAAAGAAUGCUUCUUUUAUGGCCUGCAACAAGGCCAUCUGCCCCUCCUCUAUAUGCAAACUGGUGAACGCCUGCGCAGAUAGAUGGAGUUUUGCCUCUGAUCAGUGAACAAAGUACGUUAGAUUCAGGGACACAGCAGCCGCCAUUUUCACUGAAUGAGGAACUACAUUUCUCUACGAUUUACUGCAGGAGAUAUUUAGGAAAGGUUCAAAUUUUAAAUUGAAUACUGCCGGUGGUAUUCCACCACCUGUGGAAUUAUAUGGAACAUCGCCAAAUGGAUUGCACUUGAUUGAGAAGUUGGUUUUGGUCAGCUGAUACUUCAACAGAGUCCGGCACCUCCAUCUUGAGGAAAAGGUGGAGCACAAAAAGUUGGAGACAGUCCAAUGGAUGUGCUUGGAGAAAAUGAGGCCCUCCAGCAAUUUUUUAAUGGGCAGGAUGUUAGUGGCAUAUUGGAGAGUGCAGCAGUGGACACCAGCAUUCUUGAACAAUAUCUGAGCAAUGAUAUUGACCCCACUUUUAUGUUACCCGAAUCUCCUCCAGAUUCAGGUUCAGAACCUUGUUCACCACCACAAAUGCCAGAUGUUUGCUUAGGUUCUAAUUGGUCCAGCAAACAGAGCAGUCAUGACACUCUUGCUUUGGCAGGACGGCACCAAAAAGAAAGUCUGUCUGAGCACUCUGAAGUUCCAGCAUCUCCUCAUCACCUUCAUGGCUGGGCUCUGAACCAAAUAAAGUCCAGCACACCUGCAUUAGCUCAGGUUGUUUGUGAUUCUCCUAAAAAACAUACUGCCAACACAAGCCCAGCUGAGGGCUGUUUUCAAGCCAGCACACCACCCACAGCACCAGUCCACAAGGUUACACGGGAAAGCAGACAUCUUCCCAUAGUAGGGGGCUGCACAGAAGCCAGCACCUCCACCGCUUCCCCGUAUCCGUUGCCGCAUGCUGCAUGUCUAGACCCAUUCAUGCCCCCCAAACCUGAGCUGAACUCAGGGACGCAAAUGGUGCCCGAAAGAAAGAAGAGAAGGCGCUCAGGUUCUUUUGAAGAUGACACAGACCAGUGUCAAUGGAAUGACUCUGGCUGGACCAAGACUUCAGUCUUAAGUCUUGAGGACGGGACAUGCGAGAUGCCACAUUAUGAUGGUGAUGCCCAUGGGGCAGGUCCAGUAAUGGGGGCCUACCAGUUACUGACAUGGGACAGGUUCCAGCCCAACCAGUGCAGUUCCCUCUACACCAGCAGUUAUCAAACACUCCCACCCCCUGGCUAUCAUGUGGACACAGAUAAAGGUUUUAGCUAUUCCAGAGCUGAUGAAGCCUUUGUAUGUCAGAAGAAGAAUCACUUCCAAGUCACAGUUCACAUCGGGAUGGUUGGAGACCCUAACUAUGUGCAAACCCCAGCAGGUCCUAUGCCAAUAGAGGGAUUCGAAGUGAAUGUUUUUGGAGUGAAGCUUGAAGCCCAGAACCACCAAAUCACAAUAGAGCAAUCACAGUCUGAUCGCAGCAAAAAACAUUUCCGGCCAGUUCAAGUGAAUUUGCCUGGAAACAAAAUCACCAAGGUUACACUUAGUCGACUGCAUUUUAGUGAGACCACUGCCAAUAACAUGAGGAAGAAAGGCAAGCCUAAUCCUGACCAGAGGUACUUUUUAAUGGUUGUGGGGCUUUAUGCAACUGUCAGGGGGAAAAGUUACAUGUUGGUUGCAAACAUAUCUGAGAGAAUCAUCGUUAGGGCCUCCAAUCCUGGGCAGUUUGAAAAUGACAGUGAGGUGUUCUGGCAGAAAGGACAGACCUCUGACUCAGUGGUGUGUCAAGGAAGGGUUGGGGUCAACACUGACUCUCCAGAUGAGGCUCUUGUGAUUUGUGGGAAUGCCAAAAUAAUGGGCACGGUUAUGCAUCCGUCAGACAGAAGAGCCAAAGAGAACAUUCAAGAGGUGGACUCAACAGAACAACUGAAAAGAAUAGCUAAGAUGAGGAUUGUGGAGUACGACUACAAGCCAGAGUUUGCAUCAAAGAUGGGAAUUGACCAGAUGCACGAAACAGGCAUCAUAGCCCAAGAGGUGAGGGAGCUGCUUCCCACAGCAGUGAGGGAAGUAGGAGAUAUCACUUGCUCAGAUGGACAGAAGCUUCACAACUUCCUUAUGGUGGACAAAGAGCAGAUCUUUAUGGAGAAUGUAGGGGCUGUAAAGCAGCUAUGUAAACUCACAGAUAACCUGGAAAUGCGAAUCCAAGAGCUGGAGGUGUGGAAUGCUCGCCUGGCCAAGCUCAAGAACCUGGGGAGCUUGAGGACCAAAAGUGCCAAUUCUGAUAAAGAAAAAUGCACAAAGAGUAACAAAAAUCCAACAUCAGUGCCCCCCAAAAAAACAUCUUCACUGAAAGUUGGAAAAGAGUAUGUACGUGAGAAAUACCAGUACUGCCUUCAGCACAGAAUUUUUCAAGCUAGCAUCAUUCUUCUGGUGGCAACAAUGGCUUUUUGUGCCAUCUGCAUCACUACACUCUACAUGCUUACACUAAAAGAAGACUCUGAUUAUGUUUCCAGCAACUCCAGCGUGUUUCCAGCACACACUACCACAAACACACUGACUACAGUGUCUCCCACAGCUACAACUCGCCCUUGGCCUCCAGAUGUGGAUUUCUCCAGUGUGUUUUACUCCGAGGACAUUUACUGCUGCCACUUUACCACAGCCGGCGACCACAUUUCUCUUAUGACAAGUCCAACAAGUCCAAGUGUUCAAACAGGCUCUUUACGUGCACCUUUAGAUGCUAUUCAAAGCCUGGGAGAUAAGGCUUGGUGGAAAAACCUCAGACAUUUCAGUGACUGGACAAACACAACCAUCCAGUCAAUUCUUAUUACACAAAAUCAACAAGUCAUAGACAAGUAUUACAUAGACAAAGAAAACUCCGGGAAAGGGAACUACAGCUAUCUGAUCCCUAUCAGUAAACACAUUCCUAUCAACAUGCCCAUCACUUUGCAGAUGAACACUUCUGAGCUAUUGGUGGUCCGCUUGUGUGGGUAUGACCUGAGGGCGGAAUGUGCCACGCUGUUCGACUACAGCCUCUUGGAAUUCAACACUGUUCCCAAUACACAGGGGUAUGUACAUGAGUGGCCACUGCCGGUUUCUCGACAUUACAGAUCAUCUUACCACUUUCGUGCUUCCGUAGCAGGUCAGGCUGACUGUGCCACAGACCCCAACUAUGCUGAAUUGCUGUUUACUGACUACCAUUUCCAUUUCUACCGCCGCUGCCAGUGAUAUGAAAGGAUUUCCUGAUAUCUCACUAUGAACUGAUACUGACCACCAAAGUGGAAAAUAACAGCUUCUCCAAUGCUGUACAGUUGUAUGGUGUGUGUGUGUGUGUUUAAUGAAACAUGGCACUAUAUGGCUUACAAUUCCUGUUAUUAAUGACCUGUUCAUGAUGUUGAAACAAAAAUUGUUGUAUAGAAGUAGCCGUUUCCAUUAGUGUAAUGGAGCCAAUAUACUAUUUUCAUUUUGCCAAAUAUAUUAAAACAUUUUUGGUACAUUUUGUUCCAUUUGUAUUGUUGAGUGUAUUCACAGUAUGUUUUUGUGUCAGCCAGCCUAUGUCCAUAAUAAAAACUGAACAUGGGUUCUACUAACCUUUUA